UAAACUCACUCUCAGGCACACCUUCUCCUUCUCUUAUCUAAGAGGGCGUGUCCCAAACGAGUUUAGUAAGCGAGGAAUCACCUGAGCUCAUUACACCAGCAGCACACAGGUGUAGAAAUGGGCAAAGCAGUUGGACGCUGGGACUUUGAGUGGGUCUAUAAUGAGCAACCGCACACAUGGAGAAGAAGGGAAAUAUUAGCAAAGUAUCCUGAGAUCAAGUCUUUGAUGGGUCAUGACCCCCAGCUGAAGUGGGUCGUGUCAGGGAUGGUACUCACCCAGCUCCUGGCGUGUUACAUGGUCCACGAGCUCUCCUGGAAGUGGGUGUUGUUUUGGGCGUAUGCGUUUGGUGGCUGCAUCAACCACUCUUUGACCCUUGCCAUCCAUGACAUUUCACACAAUGUGGCCUUUGGCACCAAAAGGGCACGCUGGAACCGCUGGUUCGCCAUGUUCGCCAAUCUACCGAUUGGCUUGCCUUAUUCAGCAUCCUUCAAGAAGUACCACAUCGACCACCAUCGUUAUCUCGGAGGAGAUGGAUUGGAUGUGGAUAUUCCUACCGAUCUUGAGGGCUGGUUCUUCUGCACCCCAGCCAGAAAAGUGCUCUGGCUCUUUCUCCAGCCUUUGUUCUAUGCGCUCCGUCCAUUGGUGGUGAACCCCAAGCCCGUGACCAGGUUGGAAAUGCUCAAUGCAGUCGUACAGUUUGUGGUAGACAUUAUCAUCUACUAUUUUUGGGGUCUCAAGCCCAUAGUCUACCUCAUCGCUGGCUCUAUUCUGUGUAUGGGCCUGCAUCCCAUCUCUGGACACUUCAUUGCGGAGCACUACAUGUUUAUGAAAGGUCAUGAAACCUACUCUUAUUACGGCCCUCUCAACUUAAUAACCUUCAAUGUGGGAUACCAUAUGGAGCACCAUGACUUCCCCAGCAUUCCAGGCAGCAAAUUACCAGAGGUCAAGAGGAUUGCAGCAGAGUACUAUGACUCACUCCCUCAACACACUUCCUGGAUGCGAGUGCUCUGGGACUUCGUGUUUGAUGACACCAUCGGCCCCUACGCCAGAAUCAAGAGACAGUACAAACUUGGCAAAAAGGAAUGAAUUGGGUAUUAGGCUACUGAUCUAACCAAACAUACUACAAGGUAUUUACACAAAUCUGUGAGGCACUUGAAGGCUGUUAGUUAAAAGGGAACAAACCCUUUCACACGUGAACCUGCAUACCCUUUUCAUUCUGUCACAGCAUUUCAUCAUAUAGAUCAAUCUGUACAAUGUAUGAACAAUAACUGUACAUUCCCUGCACCUAGGACCGUGUUACAUGAUUUGUGAUUUAUUGUUUGGGUGUAUCAAAGCCCAGCUAAUUGUCUCAAAAGCUUUCCAUACACUCAUUCCAAACGAAACAUCUGAUGUUGUUUUUAUGGUAUCCAUGUUCAAUAUCAAUGCAGUUAUUUGUGAUUAUCAUUGCCACCUUCUCAACUAAAUCCAACUACUGAGAUGCCAGUUAAGAUGUACCUGAGGAAAGAAGUGCUGAGAUGGGAUGUUUAAGUGGACUUAAAAUGCCUUUUCAUCAGUGAGGCCCUUUUGAAAACUGAAUAUUUAAUUGUUUUGUGAGCUAUUAGUGUAACUUGAAGUCUUUAGCUAUUUUGACAUGUUCUGUCGUUUGCACUGUGACAGUUUAACUCUGAACUCCACUGUGAUAAAGCUGUUGUGGAAUAUAUUUGUUCAGCACAAUGUAUUUCAAUAAACUUCCUAAACUUG
Molecule: messenger RNA, 1740 nt
Organism: Cyprinus carpio (common carp)
Lineage: Eukaryota; Metazoa; Chordata; Actinopteri; Cypriniformes; Cyprinidae
Gene: degs2
Product: delta 4-desaturase, sphingolipid 2
Biological process (GO): sphinganine metabolic process; ceramide biosynthetic process
Cellular component (GO): membrane
Molecular function (GO): sphingolipid delta-4 desaturase activity
Source: RefSeq, a predicted model, not a curated record